This is a messenger RNA of Cucurbita maxima (winter squash), 2487 nucleotides long. RefSeq names its product glycine-rich domain-containing protein 1. The coding region runs from base 93 to 2381 and encodes 762 amino acids. The record is from RefSeq and is a predicted model, not a curated record. The transcript has 8 exons. NCBI's taxonomy places the organism in Eukaryota, Viridiplantae, Streptophyta, Magnoliopsida, Cucurbitales, Cucurbitaceae.
UAUGGAAUAACGAAACUCCGUUUCAUUCUCAUAUUAUAUUCUCUCUAACACACCAUUUUCCAUCACCCAUUUCUUCAUUCUUCACCUAACCCAUGUCAUCCGACCGACCCAUUUCCGAAUUUUCUGCCUCCAUGUCGGCGAGAAGCCUCGGCGACAUGUCCGAACUUGGUACCAUCCAAAUCGGCGUCGAUAUUAUUUCCGCCGUCCGUCGAAACCUCGGCUUUCUCAGAACCGUCGCCGAUUCCCACUGGCUCCACUGUGAGUCCACUCUCAGUGAAGCCAUACGAAGGUAUGAGGAGCUUUGGAUGCCGUUGAUUUCUGAUCUAAUGGUUGCUGGGGCUUCGCCUCCUAUGAUUCUUCCUCCGUUGGAUGUUGAAUGGGUUUGGUUCUGCCACACGUUGAAUCCGGUCAGUUACAAACAUUACUGUGAGACAAGAUUCCUUAAGCUUAUUGGAAAACCAUCAAUUUUUGAUGAAGAGAAUGAAGAUUAUGCAUAUAUGAGGUGCAAAGAAAUUUGGGUCAAGAGGUACCCAACCCAAUCCUUUGAAAAUGAAGGAAGUUCAAGUUUGAGAGACGAAAUUAGUGUUGAAAAUCACGAGCUUUUCGAACUAGUAAGGAGCCAUAAGCACUUGUACUCGACGUUUUCGGAGCCGUUCAGGUCCGAGAUCAUCUACCUUAUUGCAGCUAAGCAACGAUACAAAGGGUUUCUGUAUAUGUUGCAGAGCUUUUCUGAUGAAUGUUCUUCUUUCGUGCCUGCCUCAGAUAUUCUUCUCAUGUGGCUUACCCAUCAGAGUUAUCCAACAGUUUAUGCAGAAGAUGUAAAGGAGAUGCAGGGAGAUUUGACGAAGGUCGUGAGGUUCGGGGAAACCGUGAAGGCAAUGGAACUGGAAAAAACCAAGCAACUGUGGCACCGAACCUUUCGACAACCGUACGAGAAAGCCGGAGGAGGGAUAACCAUGGAACUAGGAAGAGCUGUUACUUCCAAUCCUCUAGCUUACUGGGAAGCAUCCGAUUCGGACGUUAACACAAAGUACAAGUCUAUGAUGUCGAGGUUCGUACUCGAGGUUUGUGUGUUUCUGCAGCUCAAAGCUCAAAAACAACCAUUACAACAAGUUUCUUCACAUGAAUUUCUUUGUUUACGCACUUUACGAUGCCAUCGGGAGCUUAAGCUCAAUCAACAGAUCUCGAGGCUCAACGAUGACUCGUGGCACAAAGCGUGGCAUCUCUAUUGUGAAUUCGGUACCAAGGGAGUCGUUCUUGAGGUUCGGCGUCCCAAUGGCCAUUGUUUUAAAGGAAGUAUCAUUAAGAAAGCUACCACAUUCAAGUGGAAUGACUUGAUAAGAGCACCUUCACUUACUUUAGAAAGACAAUUGAAUCAAAAUCUCAAGGUGGUUGUCUCAAUAACUCCACCAGUUCAAGCACCCUACUUGUUAAAAUGUGUACCAGACAAAGUGAUAGAUGAUUCCGGGGCGAUGGUUUCGGAUGUUGUUCUUAAAAUGAACCAAUACCGGCCUCAAGAAGGGCGGUGGCUAUCUCGAACCGUACUCGACCAUGGAGGUAGAGAGUGUUUUGUCAUUUGUAUAAGGGUUGGAGGGGGGUUUUGGAGGAGAGGAGGUGAAACUCCUCUGCCUGUGAAAUGGGAGGACAGAGUUAUCGAGAUUCGAGAAGGUUCUUGGUCGUAUAUCGCUGGCUCCAUCGGCCGAACCCCGGAGAAAGUGGUAGGAACUGCAACACCAAAACAGCCACUAGAAGAAUUUAAAGCUGCUUGGAAAUUCUCUACUGGUGAUGAACUGAUGGUUCAAUGGGACACUUCAACACCAAAACCAGCCUUUAGCUUUGUCUUAACAAAUCCAACUUCAGAAUCAUCUGUAAGGCUCGUAAAAGGUCAGCAAAAGCUAUAUCAAGAGCCACGACUCGAUGGUGAAGGGCAGGAGGAAGAAGAGAAAGACGAAGAUGACGACGGGUUUGUAACAAUGAUUCGAUAUACUAAUGAGGACCCAACUGGAAGGGCAACAGCUCUUCUGAACUGGAAGUUGCUUGUGAUUGAGUUGUUGCCAGAGGAGGACGCCGUGUUGGCUCUUCUUCUCUGCAUUUCGAUCCUGAGGAGCGUAUCAGAAAUGAAGAAAGAAGACGUUGGAAACUUGCUACUUCGAAGGCGAAUGAAGGAGACGAAAAUAGGUCUUAGAGAUUGGGGCUCCAUAAUGCUUCACCCUUCAUCGAAAAGUUCGACUCCUUCGUUGCCUUACCUUCAACCUUGGUAUUGGAAUGCCAAAACCGUGAUGGCAUCCAACAGCGUUGAUCACCCCACGAGACAGCCUGCGUCGAGCUACUUGCCCGUGGAGGGUGGAGAUAAGUUGUACAAGCAAGGAAUAAUAUCAUGAAUGAUAUACUUCCAUGGUUUAGUUGCAUGAUUGGGCUAAAUAUAUAAUUUAGUUCCUAAUGUUGAUAUUGUUUUUCAAAUAUUAAUUUGUAAUUUCUAUUUCAUCC